This is a messenger RNA of Rhipicephalus sanguineus (brown dog tick), 1574 nucleotides long. RefSeq names its product lysosomal acid glucosylceramidase-like. Gene Ontology annotation, biological process: glucosylceramide catabolic process. Gene Ontology annotation, molecular function: glucosylceramidase activity. NCBI's taxonomy places the organism in Eukaryota, Metazoa, Arthropoda, Arachnida, Ixodida, Ixodidae. The transcript is spliced from 10 exons. The coding region runs from base 3 to 1574 and encodes 523 amino acids. The record is from RefSeq and is a predicted model, not a curated record.
AGAUGUUCCAAGUAGCGCGAUAUGCAGCUGUAGCUCCGGAAUGCCAGCGAAGAGAUUAUGGCCGAGGUAGCUACGUGUGUGUGUGCAACGUAACGUACUGCGACUACAUCGGUGAUAUCGGACCCUUGCAGAAUGGAUCAGCAGUGGCGUUUGAAAGUACUAAAGAUGGCCUCAGGUUUGCCAAAACCGCCAUACCUCUUGGGAGGGCACCGGACGACGGUAACAGCAACGAAACCCUCCUGAUUGUGAUCGACUCUUCAAAAGAAUACCAAGAAGUUUUUGGGUUCGGAGGUGCCUUCACCGAUGCCGCCGGAAUAAACGUGAAAUCUCUUCCGGCCAACAUGCAAGACGAUAUCCUCAAGUCCUACUACGCAAAAGAAGGAAUUGGGUACACCAUAGGCAGGAUUCCGUUGGCCAGCUGCGACUUUUCUACACGCAAAUACACGUACGAUGACUCUCCCGGCGACUUCGAGCUUACCAACUUCACGCUCGCUCAGGAAGAUUUCGACCUCAAGAUCCCGUACAUCAAAAAGGCCCUGUCUCUGUCAAGCGAGCCCGCGUGGUUCUUCGGAAGCUCCUGGAGCAGCCCCGCUUGGAUGAAGACCAAUAACGCGCUUGAAGGGCGAGGGUUCCUAAUCGGCGAACCGGGCGGACCCUACUACAAGGCUUGGGCAAAGUAUUACGUCAGAUUUCUGCAGGACUACGAACGGCUCGGAAUUCCCAUCUGGGGUUUGACGACUCAGAACGAACCAACAACCGGUUUUGUGCCUGGCUUCCGAUGGCAGACACUGGGCUUCACGGUCAACAACCAGAGAGACUUCGUCAAGCUAGACCUCGGACCUGCUCUAGCCGAAGCUGGUUACGGCGUCGACAAGCUGCAGCUCAUGAUUCUCGACGAUAAUCGCAUCGUCCUUCCCCACUGGACAGACGUGGUGUUGGGCGACCCUGAAGCGGCCAAGUACGUCGGUGGAGUUGCUGUUCAUUGGUACAUGGACAGUUUCAUCGGCCCUUGGGUGCUGGACAAAGUGCACGAGAGUUUCCCGGACAAAUUUAUCCUUGGCACCGAAGCGUGCACUGGUGCCGCAAUAAAACCAGAAGACAAGGUGAAGCUUGGCAGCUGGGAACGUGCUGAGUUGUACGCCAGAGACAUCCUCGAGGAUUUCAACCAUUGGGUUAGCGGAUGGACCGACUGGAAUCUUGCCCUUGACACAGAAGGUGGUCCCAAUUGGGCAAACAAUUUCGUUGACUCACCUAUCAUAGUGAAUGCAUCCGCUCAAGAGUUCUAUAAACAGCCAAUGUACUACGCGUUGGGCCACUUCAGCAAAGCCCUUCCGAGGGGCAGCGUUAGGAUUCACUCCCAACUGGAGCAACCAAGUUUUCAGGUAGCGAUGAACACGACGGCUACAAAGCUGGAAUAUGCGGCGUUCAAAACACCUGAUUCGGCAUUGGUUGUGAUUGUCCUGAAUAGACACAAUGACGAGUUCACACUAAAGAUCAAGGAUGCGUGCGGCACUGGCAGCGUCCAAAAGGUUAUCAAGGAGCGGUCGAUAACAACGUUCAUAUGGCAGCCAUAA